GACGUCACGAGGGGGCGUGGCCUCCCUCCCCGCGCUGCUGAGUCACCGCCCCCCCCCCCUCGGAGCGGAGCCGCCGCCGCGGCCGGUCCCUGCGAUGCUUGGGGGGGGCCAUGGCCUCCCCGCCUCCCCCCGAGUGUGCGGCGGAGGUGACGCCGUCGGCGCGCGGCGGUUCCUUCAGUUACCGCCUGGACGAACACCCGGUGGCGGCGUUGGCGGUGAUGAACCAACUGCGGUUGCAGCGACAGCUCUGCGACGUCACCUUACGCGUUCGGUACCGCCGCGGCGACGCCGCCGCCGACUUCCCCGCACAUAAAGUAGUCCUCGCCUCCUCCAGCCCCGUCUUCAAAGCCAUGUUCACCGCGGGGCUACGGGAAGGCGGGAUGGAGGUGGUCCCCAUCGAGGGCGUCCACCCGCGGGUGAUGGAGCGCUUGGUGGAGUUCGCCUACACGGCGUCCAUCGCGGUGGGCGAGAGGUGCGUUCUGCACGUGAUGAACGGCGCCGUCAUGUACCAAAUCGACAGCGUGGUCCGGGCCUGCUCGGAUUUCCUCAUCCAACAACUCCACCCCAGCAACGCCAUCGGAAUCGCCAACUUCGCCGAGCAGAUCGGCUGCCUCGACCUCCACCAGAAGGCCCGCGAGUACAUCUACAUGAACUUCGGAGAGGUGUCCAAACAGGAGGAGUUCUUCAACCUCUCGCACUGCCAGCUGGUGACCCUCAUCAGCCGCGACGAGCUCAACGUCCGCUGCGAAUCGGAAGUUUUCCACGCCUGCAUCAAUUGGGUGAAACACGACUGUCCCAACCGGCGCCCGUACGUCCAAGCGCUGCUCCGCGCCGUCCGCUGCCAUUCCCUCACCCCCCACUUCCUCCAGGUCCAACUCCAAAAGUGCGAAAUCCUCCGCUCCGAUUCCCGCUCCAAAGAUUAUUUGGCCCAAAUCUUCCAAGAUUUAACCCUUCACAAACCCACGCCGGACGUCCCGGGACGGACGCCCAAAGUCGAUCAACUCAUCUACACCGCCGGUGGUUAUUUCCGGCAAUCCUUGAGUUUCUUGGAAGCGUUCAACCCCCGCGACGGCUCUUGGCUGCGCCUGGCGGACCUCCAGCAGCCGCGCAGCGGGUUGGGCGGCUGCGUGGUGGGAGGGUUGUUUUACGCCGUCGGAGGGAGGAAUAAUUCGCCCGACGGCAACACCGAUUCGGCCGCCAUUGACUGUUACAAUCCGAUGACGAACCGGUGGUCUCCGUGUGCCCCGAUGAGCGUUCCCCGGAACCGCAUCGGCGUCGGCGUCAUCGACGGAAUGAUUUACGCCGUCGGGGGAUCGCACGGCUGCAUCCACCACAGCAGCGUCGAGAGGUACGACCCCGAGCGGGAUGAGUGGCAGGGGGUGUCGCCGAUGCUGUCGCCCCGUAUCGGGGUGGGGGUGGCGGUGCUGAACCGUCUGCUUUACGCCGUCGGGGGGUUCGAUGGCGGCGCCCGUCUGCGCUCGGCCGAGCGGUACCACCCCGAGAGCGACGCCUGGAGAGCCAUCGCCCCCAUGGGCUCCAUCCGCAGCGGCGCCGGGGUCUGCGCGGUGGAUAACUGCAUUUACGCCAUGGGGGGGUACGAUGGGACGGAUCAGCUCAACAGUACGGAGCGCUACGAGGUGGAGACGGACACCUGGAGCUUCGUGGCGCCCAUGCGGCACCGGCGCAGCGCUCUCGGCGUCACCGUCCAUCAGGGCAAGAUCUACGUCUUGGGCGGCUAUGACGGCCACACCUUCCUGGACUCGGUGGAAUGCUACGAUCCCGCCACAGACGCUUGGACGGAGGUGACGCGGAUGACGUCGGGCCGCAGCGGCGUAGGCGUCGCCAUCACCAUGGAGCCGUGCCGGAAGCAAAUGGACGGAGGUGAAUGUCCGUGCUAACCCCGGUGCCGCCGUGGCGGUGUUGGGGCCGGGGAGGACACACGGAAUUGGUUCUUCCCCCUCCUUUUUUCCCCCACCACGGCGGCGGAAAAACACACGGCCUGGAGGGGCUGGAAUGGCAGCGCCGCCCCCCACCGGACCGGACCCCCCCCAAUCCCUCCCCAUUCCUGGCUUUGGGAAUGGCAGGAACUGGAUUUAUCCCUAUUUUCCACCCCAACUGGUUUUAAUGAUUCC
Messenger RNA from Cuculus canorus (common cuckoo), 2132 nucleotides. It is a transcript of the gene KEAP1, whose product is annotated as kelch like ECH associated protein 1. Gene Ontology annotation, molecular function: protein binding. The transcript has 7 exons. Lineage: Eukaryota; Metazoa; Chordata; Aves; Cuculiformes; Cuculidae. Bases 111 to 1898 code for a protein of 595 amino acids. The record is from RefSeq and is a predicted model, not a curated record.